Messenger RNA from Alexandromys fortis (reed vole), 2017 nucleotides. Its product is annotated as serine/threonine-protein phosphatase 2A 65 kDa regulatory subunit A alpha isoform-like. Gene Ontology annotation, biological process: chromosome segregation; protein dephosphorylation. NCBI's taxonomy places the organism in Eukaryota, Metazoa, Chordata, Mammalia, Rodentia, Cricetidae. Gene Ontology annotation, cellular component: cytoplasm; protein phosphatase type 2A complex. The record is from RefSeq and is a predicted model, not a curated record. Gene Ontology annotation, molecular function: protein binding; protein phosphatase regulator activity. The transcript has 13 exons. Bases 91 to 1581 code for a protein of 496 amino acids.
CUUUGCGUCCUUUCCCCGCGCAUUGCCCCGCCCGAUCCCGGAUUCCGCCCGGCGCUGGCCGCAGCCUGACAGAGACGCCAGGGAGGCAAGAUGGCAGCUGCCGACGGGGACGAUUCACUCUACCCCAUUGCGGUGCUCAUAGAUGAACUCCGCAAUGAAGACGUUCAGCUUCGCCUCAAUAGUAUCAAGAAACUCUCCACCAUCGCCUUGGCCCUUGGGGUUGAACGGACCAGAAGUGAGCUCCUGCCCUUCCUUACAGACACUAUCUAUGAUGAAGAUGAAGUCCUCUUGGCCUUGGCUGAACAACUGGGAACCUUCACCACUUUGGUGGGAGGACCUGAGUAUGUGCACUGCCUGCUGCCACCCCUUGAGUCACUGGCCACAGUGGAGGAGACAGUCGUACGAGACAAGGCGGUAGAAUCCUUACGGGCCAUCUCACAUGAGCAUUCACCUUCCGACCUAGAGGCUCAUUUUGUGCCUCUGGUGAAGCGGCUGGCGGGUGGAGACUGGUUCACCUCCCGCACCUCGGCCUGCGGCCUCUUCUCGGUCUGCUACCCCCGAGUAUCCAGUGCUGUGAAGGCAGAACUUCGACAGUAUUGCCCUCCUCUUUAUGUACAGCUCCAGAAAGCAGUGGGGCCUGAGAUCACCAAAACAGAUCUAGUACCUGCCUUCCAGAACCUGAUGAAGGACUGUGAGGCCGAGGUGAGGGCCGCAGCCUCCCACAAGGUCAAAGAGUUCUGUGAGAAUCUCUCAGCUGACUGUCGGGAGAAUGUGAUCAUGACCCAGAUCUUGCCCUGCAUCAAGGAGCUCGUUUCAGAUGCCAACCAACACGUCAAAUCAGCACUGGCUUCAGUCAUCAUGGGCCUCUCUCCCAUUCUCGGCAAAGACAACACCAUCGAACACCUCUUGCCACUCUUCUUGGCUCAGCUCAAGGAUGAGUGUCCCGAGGUGCGGCUGAACAUCAUCUCCAACCUGGACUGCGUGAAUGAGGUGAUUGGUAUCCGGCAACUCUCUCAGUCCCUGCUCCCUGCCAUUGUGGAGCUGGCUGAGGAUGCCAAAUGGCGAGUGCGGCUGGCCAUCAUUGAGUACAUGCCUCUGCUGGCUGGACAGCUGGGUGUGGAAUUUUUUGAUGAGAAACUCAACUCUUUGUGUAUGGCCUGGCUGGUGGAUCAUGUCUACGCCAUCCGUGAGGCUGCCACCAGCAACCUCAAGAAGCUAGUGGAGAAGUUUGGGAAGGAGUGGGCCCAUGCCACUAUCAUCCCCAAGGUCUUAGCCAUGUCUGGAGACCCUAACUACCUGCACCGCAUGACCACACUCUUCUGCAUCAAUGUGCUGUCUGAGGUCUGUGGGCAGGAUAUCACCACCAAGCACAUGUUGCCCACAGUGCUUCGUAUGGCUGGGGACCCAGUUGCCAAUGUCCGCUUCAAUGUGGCCAAAUCACUACAGAAGAUAGGACCCAUUCUUGACAACAGCACACUGCAGAGUGAAGUCAAGCCCAUCCUGGAGAAGCUGACGCAGGACCAGGAUGUAGAUGUCAAGUACUUUGCCCAGGAGGCGCUGACUGUUCUGUCUCUUGCCUGAUGCUGGAAGAAGAACCAUUGCCGGCCUCUGGUGUCCGCCCUCCAACCCCCACCAAGUACCUCCCUUAGGGAGGUAGGUGGAGGCCAAUGACUGUCACUCCCCGUGCAUGGUCUGACCCCAGGCCCCUCCCCCAGCACGGUUCCUCCUCUCUGUAGCCUGGGAAGACUUCUGUCCACCUCCCAAGGGGCUGGGACAGUGCAAGUUGGGGCAGGGCAGCAGCCUGAAAGGAAAAGCUGGCUGUUCCUGCCCAUAGUGGGAGAGAUGGAGCAUCCUAGGUCACUGGCUCCUGCUGCUGUAAUAGGGACCCCUCACCCAUCUACUCACCACCUCCCCUUCUCCAACCCUUGAACCAUGUUUUUUUGUGUGUGUCAAUUGUGCCAUUUUUAUUUUAUUCCUUUCCCCACUCUUAUCACAGAGAAAUAAAUGUGUAGAAAUA